AUGUCAUCAGCGAACCUCCCAGUGAUCGUGAUCGUUCCAGGUGCCUUCGGAACCCCUCAAGGCUUCGAGAAAUUGCUCCCGUAUCUGGCCCAAGCCGGAUACGCAACACACCCAGGGUCAUACCCUAGUUGCAAUCCCUCCGACCCGGCCCAAGAGUCCGCUCCUCAGGACAUCGCUUUCCUGCGCGACAACGUAUUACUGCCUCUAUUGAACGAGCAGGGUAAAGAUAUCGUCAUCAUCGCACACUCAUACGGGGGGGUUGUGGCCGGUGGGGCGGCAAGAGGACUUGCGAAGGGGACCAGAACUGCCCAAGGCGGUGCUUACCCUCCUUUUAUCAAAGUCGACAAGGUAUAG
This is a messenger RNA of Aspergillus oryzae RIB40, 354 nucleotides long. Its product is annotated as esterase/lipase family protein. The coding region runs from base 1 to 354 and encodes 117 amino acids. The transcript has 2 exons. NCBI's taxonomy places the organism in Eukaryota, Fungi, Ascomycota, Eurotiomycetes, Eurotiales, Aspergillaceae. The record is from RefSeq and is a predicted model, not a curated record.